Eremothecium cymbalariae DBVPG#7215 is the source of this 1332-nucleotide messenger RNA. RefSeq names its product protein kinase PKP1 (gene PKP1). The record is from RefSeq and is a predicted model, not a curated record. Gene Ontology annotation, molecular function: pyruvate dehydrogenase (acetyl-transferring) kinase activity. Gene Ontology annotation, biological process: protein phosphorylation; regulation of glucose metabolic process. Gene Ontology annotation, cellular component: mitochondrion. The transcript has a single exon. Lineage: Eukaryota; Fungi; Ascomycota; Saccharomycetes; Saccharomycetales; Saccharomycetaceae. Bases 1 to 1332 code for a protein of 443 amino acids.
AUGAGUCUUUUAACUCGCUGUGUGGUAUUAGAUAGAUUAAGUCUGAAUGUGUGUGGUAGUGGUAGGUGUACGGGGAGGAAUGGGCUGGUAGUUACAUCAGGCAUCGGUAACAAGCCAAUACGCCAUAUAAAUAUGUAUGUUGUGAUGAAACAAGUACGGUAUUACCAUGGAAGUUGGAGCUUCCAUCAUAGUAUUCGAAGGGAAAAACCGGAUGAAAAAGUAGCGAAGCUGGGAUUUGAGCAGUUUUAUCAAUUACGUUCAAAUGUGGAAAUGUUAAUCCAAGAUUAUGCGAAGAGACGUCUACCUCCAAUCACAUAUGACUUUUUGACUCAAUAUAUUCCUCCUCUUUCAGAAAAUGAAAAGUACGUAUUCACAAUUAAGGUUGUGAAUAUUCUACUGACUUUGACAUGCCGUAGACUAGCUGCGAUACAAAGAUUACCGUAUAUUGCUGUAGUUAAUCCGAACAUUGAAGAGUCCAAUCGACUAUAUCUAAAAACCUUGGAGUCGUUGCUGUCCAUUGAGAUGCCAUAUGGAUUAAAUGACAGGGAACUUAUGCAAUCAAAGUUGAGGGAUUUGCUAAAUGAUCACAACGAUACUUUGGCUACUCUUGCGAAAGGACUUCAGGAGAUAAUGGAUUUCUAUCCAAAGCAGGAUGUCUUUGACUUCUUAAAUGCACAUCUAAGGGACAGGUUAUCGAUGAAGCUGUUAUCCACUCAUUAUCUGAGCCUGAUUUCACAAAAGGAGUUUACAGAUUCUAUUGGCGUGCUACAUAGAAAUCUUAAUAUUGCGGAUCUUAUAAAGCGGACACAAGAAUUUGUUGGCGAUCUAACGUUUGUGAAAUACGAUAAAAUCGUCCCGGUGCAAAUACUAUAUGGGCACGACGUCACCUUUCCCUGCAUCCCUCCAGAUCUGGAAUAUGUUUUCCAGGAGAUCAUAAAGAAUAGCGCCAGAGCUCACAUUGAGGCAAGUACACCAGGCAACGAUGUCGCGGAAAAGCCCAUAGAGGUCACAAUUGUAAGAUCCCAUGAAGAUUUGGAGGUCAGAAUUAGGGACUUUGGUGGGGGAAUUCCACCUGACGUUGAAGACAAGAUGUUUGACUACAGUUAUAGCACAUCAGAAAAAGAUGCCAAGGAUACCGGCAUGAGUGCAUACAUUAUUCCGGGGCAAGAUGUGUCAAAUGUUUCUGGGAUGGGCUUCGGACUACCCCUUUGUAAGGCGUAUCUAGAGAUGUUUAAUGGGCAAUUAGACAUCCAAUCACUCUGGGGAUGGGGUACAGACGUAUACAUCAAACUUAAGGGUCCCAAAAAGGAGCUUUUAACAUGCUCUAAGUGA